Molecule: messenger RNA, 827 nt
Organism: Bursaphelenchus xylophilus (pine wood nematode)
Lineage: Eukaryota; Metazoa; Nematoda; Chromadorea; Rhabditida; Aphelenchoididae
Source: the annotation of a GenBank genome assembly
AUGUCCGCCGCUUCAACCUCCUGCCCAGCCAGCUUUGUUGCCCAUAGGGGACUAAAAAGAAAGGCAGAUGAGGAGCUUUUGGAAGGCAUCAAGAAGAGAAGAUUCGAAUAUCUUCAAGAGAUCGAAGAGGAGAAAAGGAAACUCGAGGAACUGGCCGUGAUAAUGGAGGAGGAUGAGGAAGAAGAAGAAUGGGAGAUCCCCGAUUUUACACGAUCACUGUGUAAAACCUUCUAUGACCACAACUAUGAGGAUCAAGAGGAGGAAGAGAGGAGACUAGAGGCAAGUAAUUUCAAGGUUAUUUUGAGGGUCUUUGGGAUACUUUUGGAUACAUUUUGUGGAAUUUUCGAGAAACACUUUUACCAAAUUCUUAUUUUUUGGUCUUCAAAUACUUUCUAAUCAGAUUAUGAUCUUGGCCUAGCCAAUAAUUGAGUAGUCAAUAAUCCUAUUUUAACUUACUGAUAUCUUAUUUUCAGGAGCUCCUCAGAGAAAUGGCCGAGAGAAAAGAGAUGGAGAAGUUGAAACGGGAGGCCGAAGAAGACGCAGACUACUACAGUAGUCUCUAUGAAGAACUGUUUGGGGAUGACGAUGAGGAAGAUGGCCAAGAACUGGAGAUGGCUGAGGAUGAAUGGGCGGUAGAUUUGGUCGAAGAAGAGUUUGAAGAAGAAAAAGAAGAAGAACAUGAGGUGGAGGAAGAAGAUGUGGAUGAGGAUUUUAUAGAAGAGCAGUUCGCGGAAGAACAAGAAGGUCAGUGGAUGGAAGAAGAAGAACUGGAAGAGCGCUAUGAAGAAGAGGACGAAGAAGAUCAAGAAAUCGAUAUUAUGAAUUAA